ACAUCGAUGGAGCUAAACACAAUCAGCAAAGUUUAACCAUGGUGUCUAAGGCAGGGUUUGCUCUAGUUCUCGCUGUGCUGGUCUGCGGCCAGUACGCCGUCCAGGGAGUCUACAUCGUCUCCAAGGCCGAGUGGGGUGGCCGUGCACCCAACUAUCGCGUUGCCCUGGACAACUACCUGAACUACGCCAUCAUCCAUCACACUGCGGGCAACUACUGCGAGACUCGCGCUGCCUGCGCACAGCAGCUGCGCAACGUCCAGAGCUACCACAUGGACGAACUGGGCUGGCCCGAUAUCGGCUACAACUUCCUGAUCGGCGGCGAUGGCGCUGUCUAUGAGGGUCGCGGCUGGAACUCGCUGGGCGCCCAUGCCGCCGAAUGGAAUCCCUACAGCAUUGGCAUCUCCUUCCUGGGCAACUUCAACUGGGACACGCUGGAGCCGAACAUGAUCGCAGCCGCUCAGGGUCUGCUGAACGAUGCCGUCAGCCGUGGCCAGCUCGCCUCCGGCUACAUCCUCUAUGGCCAUCGUCAGGUGAGCGCCACCGAAUGCCCCGGCACCCACAUCUGGAACGAGAUUCGCAGCUGGUCCCACUGGAGGGAAAUCCAAUCGAGAAUUAUGGCAAGCAAAGCUCUCAUCGCUCUGGCCGUGCUCCUCUGCGCCAACGCCGUCCUCGGCGUGAAUAUCAUCAGCAAGUCGCAGUGGGGCGGUCGCUCGCCCAAUGGCAAAUCCACGCUCGCCAACAAGCUGAGCUACGCCGUGAUCCACCACACCGCCGGCAACUACUGCAGCACCCGCGCUGCCUGCGAGCAGCAGCUGCGCAACAUCCAGGCCUACCACAUGGACAGCCUCGGCUGGGCGGACAUCGGCUACAACUUCCUGAUUGGCGGCGAUGGCAACGUGUACGAGGGUCGCGGCUGGAACGUGAUGGGCGCCCAUGCCACCAGCUGGAACGCCAAGUCCAUUGGCAUCUCUUUCCUGGGCAACUAUAACAACGACAGACUCACCUCGGCCCAGAUCUCAGCGGCCAAGAGCCUCCUGGCCGAUGCCGUCUCCCGUGGCCAGCUCGUCUCCGGCUACACUUUGUACGGCCAUCGCCAGGUCGGCUCCACCGAAUGCCCCGGCACCAACAUCUGGAACGAGAUUCGCACCUGGGCCAACUGGAGGGCUUAAAUGGACGCUCGACUACGUAACUCAAGCUGCAAAAUAAAAACUUUUAAAAUAUAAUAUAUUAAUGCGUAA
Drosophila mojavensis is the source of this 1238-nucleotide messenger RNA. RefSeq names its product peptidoglycan-recognition protein LF. Gene Ontology annotation, molecular function: N-acetylmuramoyl-L-alanine amidase activity; zinc ion binding. The record is from RefSeq and is a predicted model, not a curated record. The transcript is spliced from 2 exons. NCBI's taxonomy places the organism in Eukaryota, Metazoa, Arthropoda, Insecta, Diptera, Drosophilidae. Bases 39 to 1169 code for a protein of 376 amino acids. Gene Ontology annotation, biological process: peptidoglycan catabolic process.